UUUUUCUCAACUCAGGUCAGUGUUGUGACAAAUUUAGAGAAUUUUGGACUCUCCAGACAGUCAUCACUUAGGAGAAAAAGGGGGUAAAUGGCGAAUUUGCAGGGAAAACUAGAGGCUGAAGUCGAGCUGAAAUCACCAGCCGACAAAUUCUUCAAGUUUUGGAGGAGCGAAACCCACAAAAUGCCCACCGUCACCUCCAAACACAUUCAAGGAAUCAAAGUUCAUGAAGGCGACUGGGAUCAGCAUGGAGCUAUCAAGAUUUGGAAUUACACCGUUGACGGGAAAUCCGGGACGUUCAAAGAGAAGGUCGAGUUCGACGACAAUGACAUGUCAGUCACCCUCCACGGCAUCGAGGGCCACCUCUACGAUGAGUACAAGGUCUACAGGCCAAUAUGCAAGGUCGUCCCAAAGGGGCAAGGCAGCGUGGCUAAGCUGAGCAUCGAGUACGAGAAGUACAAGGCGAGCGACCCUAACCCUGACAAGUAUAUGGCCGUCUUCAUCGACAUGACCAAGGACAUUGAUGCUCACGUUUCAAGCGCAUGAAGGAAAAUAUCAUGGCAUGACCAUGAUCGUAUGUGAGGUUGCGCUAUGGAAUGCUUGAGAUUUCUAGUACUUUGAUCCAAUAAAUCAAGCUGGGUGAUCAGGUGAUGUGAAGCUGAGCUGGUACUUGGGAAUAUGAGAAAUCGUGUAUCGUGUCCAUGUACAAUCGUGCUUGUAACAAUACACUUGUGGUUUUGGCCAAAUGACAUGGUUACAGUGAAGUUAGUACGUGCUUUGAUUUGAUCCCUCCA
This is a messenger RNA of Rhodamnia argentea, 791 nucleotides long. Its product is annotated as MLP-like protein 328. Gene Ontology annotation, biological process: defense response. The record is from RefSeq and is a predicted model, not a curated record. The transcript has 2 exons. Lineage: Eukaryota; Viridiplantae; Streptophyta; Magnoliopsida; Myrtales; Myrtaceae. Bases 88 to 543 code for a protein of 151 amino acids.